Messenger RNA from Centrocercus urophasianus (Greater sage-grouse), 4912 nucleotides. RefSeq names its product golgin A2 (gene GOLGA2). Gene Ontology annotation, cellular component: cis-Golgi network; Golgi cisterna membrane; Golgi cis cisterna. The record is from RefSeq and is a predicted model, not a curated record. The transcript has 28 exons. Gene Ontology annotation, biological process: Golgi organization. NCBI's taxonomy places the organism in Eukaryota, Metazoa, Chordata, Aves, Galliformes, Phasianidae. The coding region runs from base 28 to 3177 and encodes 1049 amino acids. Gene Ontology annotation, molecular function: protein binding.
CUGACGUGGCCCGGGCGCGGGGCGGACAUGGCGGACGGCAGCAGGCAGAGCAAGCUGGCGGCGGCCAAGAAGAAGCUGAAGGAAUAUCAGCAGAAGAACAGCCCUGGAGCGACUGCGGGAGCCAAGAAAAAACGAAAAACUAAAGAAGGAAGUAGACCUGAGACUCCCACAAACGAUGACCAACAGUCUCCAGAGAACAUUCAGAACAUUCUGAAGGUGCUGGUGUCAGACCUUAACCGCUCCAAUGGGGUAGCCAUACCCUCAUUGGACAAAAGGAAGGCAUACUUUGACAGUGAUGUUGCCACUCGUAAUGCUGACCAGCUUGCUGCCGAUGUCCCUGUGCUAUCUAACAGCAACAGCCUGCCUACCUGUGCUUCUGUCCUGCCUGCUCCUGGAGGCAUGCAGCUGACACAGAUUCGUGAAGCUGAGGAUCGUAAAAACACUUUGGAUGAGAACAGGUCUCUGUCAUCAACAGAAAGUCUCCGCCAGCUGUCUGAACAACUCAAUGGCCUGGUUUCUCAGUCUACGUCGUAUGUGAAUGGGGAAAGUGGUGUUUCCUCCACUAAUAUUAAGGAAAUGGAAACACGUUACCAGGAGCUGGCAGUAGCCCUAGAUUCCAGCAAUCUAACUAACAAACAGCUCAUUACAAAGAUAGAGGAAUUGAAGCAGCAGAACCAAGAAGCAGUGAAUCAGCUGGAGAAGGAAAAGAAGGAGUUUGAACAGAAAUUUUCUAAAGAGCAAGCAGCCCUGAGAGAACAGCUCCAGGUUCACAUCCAGACGAUUGGAAUCCUAGUUUCUGAGAAAUCUGAGCUGCAGACAGCCCUUGGACAUACUCAGCAAGCUGCGCGGCAGAAAUCAGGAGAAGCUGAAGACCUUGCUGCUCGUUUACAGUCAUCUCGCCAGAGGGUAUCAGAGCUGGAACGCACCUUGUCCUCCAUCUCUAUGCAGCAAAAACAGUCAGAGAAGCACAAUAAAGAGCUGGUGAAGGAACGAGACAACCUGAAACUAGAACUGUACAAACAGAGCAAAGGUAGUGAGGAAAUAAAGCAGCAGAACUCAGAGCUGUCAGAGAAACUCCGCUCCCUGGUUUCUGAGAACUCAGCCAUGAAGUUGGAUGUGGAAGAUUUACAUAAGAAACUGGAAAUGGCUGAACUGAUGAUUCAGCAGUUCUCAAGUCAGUCAGGGAAUGUGGAUGCAAACCAGCAGUUGCAGAUGGCACUGGAUGAGAGGGCGAGCCUGGAAACCCAGAUUGCUCAGCUUUCAGAGUCGCUUCAGCAGCUCCAGGCAGAAAGAGAUCAGUAUGUAGAGAAACUGAAGGAAGAGGGGAGCAUUUGGCAGCAGCGAGUCCAGCAGCUCUCUGAGCAGGUCCGCGCAAUGGCAGAGGAGAAGGAGAAGCAUAUGGCCCAAAUUCAAGAGCUGGAAAGCAGUGUUACAGAGCUGCUGAGCAAAUCAGCAGUGAAACCCAUGGAUGUUGAGCCAUCUUUACCAGCAGGACCUACAGCAGCUGAGCUGAGUCUGCAGGAAGAAAUCCAGCGAAUGCAGCACGAGAAGGAGGAACUGCAUGGGCAAUACCAGGCCCAGGUCCGUGACAACGAGCAGCUGAGCCACCUCAACAGGGAGCAGGAGGAGCGGCUGCUGGAGCUCGAGAAGACGGUGCAGCGCUACAAUGAGGAGUCUGUGGACAGACAGCAGAUCCUGGAGAGCAUGCAGAGUGACAAGGCCACGAUCAGCAGGGCACUGAGCCAAAACCGGGAGCUGAAGGAGCAGCUGGCUGAGCUGCAGAAUGGAUUUGUCAAAUUGACAAAUGAAAACAUGGAGGUUACAAGUGCCCUGCAGUCAGAGCAACACGUAAAGAAGGAGCUGGCUAAGAAGCUUGGGCAGCUGCAGGAGAACCUGGGGGAGCUCAAAGAGACGCUGGAACUGAAAACGCAGGAGGCUCGGGCUCUGCAGGAGCAGCGGGACCAGUACUACGGCCACUUGCAGCAGUACACUGUGGCAUACCAGCAACUGGCUGCUGAGAAGGAGGAGCUGCAAAAGCAGUACUUGCUUCAGACCCAGCUGAUGGACAGGCUGCAGCACGAGGAAGUUCAGGGGAAGGUGACAGUGGAAAUGCACCUGAAGGAACUGCAGCAGACCAAGGAAAGUCUGGAAGCUGUAGCAAAGGAAAACAAAGAGCUGCAGGCCCAGAUCAGUCAGUUAGCAGCAGAGCUGGAUGGCAAGAUGCUGCACAGACUAGAAGGGGAUGGAAUUGAAAGUGAAGUGAUGUCUGAAGAAAUGAAAAACCAUUCGUUUGUGAUCCCAGAGAAGUUUGAAAGCCAUGAAGAAAUGGUGACUUUCUUGACGUCUGCCAUGUCCCAAGUGGAGAAGGAUCGAGAAGAGAUGAGGCAGCAGCUGGCUGCUCAGAGACAGCAGUGCAGAAACCUCCUGCAGCAAAUAGCAGCUCUUCGGCAGGAGCAGCAGCAUAACAUCAUGAGUGAAGAUUCCACUAUGGACAGUGUUCCAGUGGAGGUUCAUGAGGCUUUAAAAACUGCCAUGGAGAAACUACAGUCCCGUUUCACAGAUCUGAUACAGGAGAAAGCUGAUCUGAAGGAACGGCUGGAAGAGUUGGAACAUCGCUGCAUACAGCUGUCUGGGGAAACAGACACCAUUGGGGAGUAUAUAGCACUAUACCAGAGUCAAAGGGCUAUCCUCAAACAGCGGCACCAGGAGAAAGAAGAGUACAUCAGCAGGCUGGCUCAGGAUAAAGAAGAGAUGAAGAUGAAAUUACUGGAACUGCAGGAUUUAGUGAUGCGUCUGGUCAAGGAAAGAAAUGAGUGGUACAGCAAGUAUGUAGAAGCUGCUCAAAACCCAGAGCUGUUAGCAAGCCAGAAUGAAAACGCACUUCCAGUGGAGAGGCGCAUUGAACUGAACGCUACUGAUGGAGAAGGGUUACGAGAAGUGAAUUUAGCAGAUGAAGCGGAGCAAGACGCUGCUGCUCUUCAUCAACCCGGUUUCUACCCUAUUGACACUAAAGCUGCUCAGCCAAGCCAAGAGGACCCUACAGCAAAGCAAAUAAUGCAGCUUCUCAGAGAAAUCCAGAACCCUCAGGAGAGGUCGGGCUCCUUGCUGGAAAACCCCUGCAUUCCGUUCUUCUACCGUGCUGAUGAGAAUGAUGAGGUCAAAAUCAUGGUGGUUUAAGUAGCACCGAUUCUUAUUUACAGAGAUUUUUCUGUGAGCCUGUAAGGACUAAACUGACUUGUAUGUGCCCAUACUGCUGCUCAGCACCCUUGGUCAGAACGGUGAUCUGCUCUAAAAACAGCAGGAAAGAGGGACUGCAUCACAUGGAACUCAGCAUCAUUCCUUCUCUUCCCUCUGUUGCUUGGUGUGCUUGGAGCACAGGCUGAGUGGUGUUGGCUCUCCAGCUGGGCCUGGUGCACGUUGGGGGGAAGGGACUCUGUGACUUCUGGCAAAUUCCUUGAGCCCUUGUCCUGUAUCCCUGACCAGCACACAGCUUCACAGCAGUGACUGAGCAGCAGCCCUCGUCCAUCAGUCACGACUGUAACCUGCCUACUUCCUUCUGAGGCUCCCAAAGCAACUAACUUAACUCUGGUAACAAACUCUUGGGAUGGUUGGUUUUGUUUCACACCAUGCAUCUUAAAACUUCCCACUUUCUUCCUCUCGCAAACCAGCCUUGAACAGCCACAGGGUGCAGGCUUCUGGCUAGCUAGGCAGCACACACAGCUUCCUGCAUUCAGCGCUAGGGGCCGGGGCUGAGGGCUGCCUUUGGAGUCUUUCUGGUUACUUGACAAAGCUUUAUGUGAGUAGUGGAGGUGGAAAUGUAACUGCACUUUGAAGGAUGAUGUGUUUCACUUGUGUGUGUCUGAAGGUUUUAUUUAUUUAAAAAAAAAAAAAAAUGGGAGAAAUAAGUAAAAGGAAACCACUUAAUAAACAUGCUUUGUUUUGAAUUCCUGGACUCCAGGUUAUCUAUUGCUUAAAUGUCAUCUCCCAUUUUGGUAAGAAAUGUAUUAAAUGGGUGGAAUCCAGCAUCCUUUCUCCCCGCUUACGUUGCUGGCACACAUCAGUACCAAACAAAGCCUUGAAGCUGAGCUCUUGGAGUAGCAGCAGUGCAGCUCCCUUAGGUGUACAGACUUCAGGUGAAGUGCACAGAUACCUACACCUAAAGGCUCAGGCACAACCUGCCUCUAUGAAAUAUGGUUACAGCCUCAGCACCAGAGCUCUGGGGAGAACUGCAGCGGCCCUGACUGCAGCAGCCAUGCAAUCCCACAGCACAGCCCUGGGCUCGUGGUGGGGGAAGCUGAGCUGCCAAGCAGAGAGGUGCAACCACACGAAUGCAGCAUCAAUUCUUGUAUUUGUCAACCACAACAAAGGAAAAAAAGAAGCCAAACCUAAAAAAAACAACCAUUCUUUCUCAGUGUCCAGGUGGCUGAGCUUUAGCAAUAUGGUAGGAGGAUUUUCUCUUUUAAUGCCAAAAGUAGAUCACGGCUUUUUUAAAUGGUUCAUUUUGUCCUUUUCCCCCCCCACCCCCCAUGAAAAGAAAAGUGUGUAUGGAACAAUUCGUGCUUUCCUGUGAACCCACCAGAGGAAUGUGGAAAUUGGUUUCUUUUUGAACUCUUCAUCUGAAUGUCUCCAGUGCUGUCUGUGAAUGGCACAACGUGAGCUGUGUACAUACUGUAUCUGUGUAAAAUGCUGUAUAUUGCUGGAGGGAAGGCUGGCCUGCAGGCUGGAGCUGCUCAUAAUCUGUAUCAUAACUAAAAAGGCAGGGGCGUGACUUAAACAGAUUAUUAUAAAUGGAAUAAAUAUUUAUUGGGUGUUCUACUCUGAAGGAGACCAUUGAAGCAGCUCUGCAGGCUGGUGCAGAGGUGACUUAGUGCUGUUACAAAUAUGCUUCCUGAAUAAACUCAUUCAGAUGGGU